This is a messenger RNA of Fonsecaea nubica, 1293 nucleotides long. RefSeq lists its product as hypothetical. Gene Ontology annotation, molecular function: UDP-N-acetylglucosamine transmembrane transporter activity. The record is from RefSeq and is a predicted model, not a curated record. Gene Ontology annotation, cellular component: Golgi membrane; endoplasmic reticulum membrane. Bases 1 to 1293 code for a protein of 430 amino acids. Gene Ontology annotation, biological process: transmembrane transport. Lineage: Eukaryota; Fungi; Ascomycota; Eurotiomycetes; Chaetothyriales; Herpotrichiellaceae. The transcript has a single exon.
AUGACUGCUCGGGUCGACUCGACAGGCACUCGUCAGAGGGUCAAGCACGGCGAGAACCAUCAUGAUGUGGACAAGAAGCAUGUCCAGAAUGGAGCAGCGACUUCUCCCGCAGCAAAACCCGCGUCCUCACCAACCAACACCGCAUCGACAUCAACCUCAGUAAGCGCACUGCCGUCGAUCCUCCAAAUCUGGGCUCCGACCCUCAUGCUCAUAUUCGGCGGCUGCUGCUCCAAUGUCUACACCCUCGAAUCCAUCAUCCAUGCCUCGCCCUCAUCCGGUUCUCUGAUCACAGCGUUCCAAUUCCUCCUCGUUGCCCUAUUCACCCUACCGCGACACUUCUCCCCCCGCCGGGGCUUGCGGAACCUCUACCUCAAAGAACGAAACAUCCCGAUCCGCAAAUGGCUGAUCUACACGGCCUACUUCCUGACCAUCAACAUUCUGAAUAACAGGGCGUUUAAAUAUCGCAUCAGUAUUCCCUUACACAUCAUACUGAGGAGUGCGGGCCCCGUCACCACCAUGCUUGCGGGCAGGAUUUGGAAGGGACGCCGGUACUCCACGCAGAAGGUGGUCGCGGUCAUGCUACUUUUCGGCGGGGUGGUGUUGGCUGCGUUUUCAGAUACGUGGUCCAAGCAGGUUGACAUCGGGGCGGCGGUCGAAGAGUUGGACGAUUACCGUUCGACGGCGGAGGCGGCGUCUAUGUCCUCCAAACUGCCGGCGUUUUCGUCUCAAGCCCCUGGCUUCGUGCUUCUCGCCUCUGCACUCGUCCUCUCAGCGUGUAUGGGGCUCUUCGCCGACGACAUGUAUGCUACGCACGGUCGAUCGGGGGACAUCACUGCCGAGACGCUCUUCUACAGCCACACCAUCUCGUUGCCAUACUUUGUGAGUCAAGUCCGGCCGCUCUUUUUCGAAUUCGUGAAUCUCCUGGCCGUCCCAGGCCACGACAUCGGCGGUGAUGAGUCAAAGAUGGACAUAGCUUCAUCUUCCUGGCUUGAUAACCCAACCUCCGCCCUCCCCCGCCCACUCCUGUUACUCUUGCUCAACGCCGCGACGCAACUCCUCUGCAUUAUAGGCGUGAACCGGCUCUCGGCGCAGUCGUCCUCCCUCACGGUCUCGAUCGUCCUCAACAUCAGGAAACUCGUCAGCCUUGUCCUGAGCAUCUGGCUGUUUGGCAACAAACUCCCCACGGGCGUGGUGAUGGGCGCGACGAUCGUGUUUGUGGGCGGAGCACUGUACGCUUUGCCUGCGCCUGGGCCGAAGGGGGAGGAGACCAAGUCGAAGACGAAGACGCGAUGA